Molecule: messenger RNA, 2348 nt
Organism: Durusdinium trenchii
Lineage: Eukaryota; Dinophyceae; Suessiales; Symbiodiniaceae
Source: the annotation of a GenBank genome assembly
AGCCUGUUUUGACGCAAGUCAUCAAGUUGUAGAGCAAUUGGUUCUCGGCUUUGGGAUUUGCGAGAUGGAGGCUGGAGGGGCAUCAUCGCGUGAGCUUGUCUCUGAGGAUGCGGAGGUUCGAGCGAGCCCACAGAUGUACUCAGCCGUGGGCAUGGCCAUGGUUGGCGCCGCCAUGUUCGGCUUUGAUCAAGGGAACUUCGGCGAUGUCCAGGCGUUCAAGUCUUUCAGAGAUGAAUGGUGCAUUGGCAGGUUUGGAGAUGCUGAAAGCUGUGGCGAUCAAGGAUAUCUCACGAAUGGCAAUUGGAACGAGAACUUUAUCACUUGGGGUGCCACGCUGAUCACCUUUGGGGCUGCAGCUGGUGCCAUUUUGGCAGGGCCGCCUUUGGCGAACAAACUAGGCCGUCGCCCAUGCAUCCAAGUUGGUGGAGCUGUGUGCUUCCUUGGAUGCAUCCUGGCAUCUUACGCGUCUUUUCACAGUGUUGUGAUAUUCUUCAUUGGAAGAUUCAUUACAGGAUUUGGCGUCGGUGUGAGUUGCUUCGCCCUGCCGAUGUACAACGCCGAGGUCUCGACGUCUUCUAUCCGAGGUGCAACAGGCUCUUUGUUCCAGCUGAACGUGGUGGUUGGAUGCUUCAUCUCUAUCAUCGUGACCUUCGUGGACCAGGAUUGGUAUGUUUGCAUGAUGCUACCCGGCUUUGCCGGUGCUGUGCUAGCCAUCGGUGGCUUUUUUAUCCCCGAGUCUCCUCGAUUCGUCAUGGAAAAGACGAUUCACAGGGAGGGAACGGAGGCCGCCAUGAAUGCUGGCAUGAGGUAUUUGACACGUCUCAGAUCUGGCGAUGCGCGACCCGAAGCGGGCGAGAUUCUGGAGCAGGUGAAGGAAGAGAGGGACAUCGAACAUGUGAGCUUCACUGGUCUGUUCCGUGAGCGUAACCUGCGGAAGCGCGUCUUGAUUGCUUGUACCUUGGUGAUUUGCCAGCAGACUACUGGCGUGAAUGCUUUUCUGGGCUAUGCCUCUGCAAUCUUCAAAGAGUGUGGCAUUCAGGACCCGAUUGUGUUCAACUCCCUCUUCAAUGGUGUGAUGAUUUUCGGUUGCGUCGCCGGGUUGCUCUUGGUGGACUCCAAGUACGGCGGCCGCCGCAGCCAGCUGCUGAUCGCGACGGUGCUCAUGGGGCCACCUUUGGUCCUCGCUGGCUUAGCCUUGCAGUACGGCUUGCCAGGCAUUAUCACCAUGGUAUGUGUCAUCAUCUAUGGUGUUGGCUUCCAAUUUGCCUGGGGGACGAUCCCAUGGAUCUAUCCAGCAGAGAUCUUUACAAUGGCUGAGAAGGAAGCAGCUGUGUCCUUGGCUGUGGGCGUCAACUAUCUGGCAAACGCUGCGAUCAUUUACAUCACGCCUUUGCUCAUGGAGUGGUCCAAAUCUGGAACGUUACUGUUCUUUGGCAUUCUCAACAUGUUGAAUGCCUUCUUCGUUUUCACCUUCAUCAAGGAUCUCUCAGGUUGGAGGAUGCUGCUAGGUCUCCACCCGAUCCUUCAUCCAUUGACCAUCUGAGCCAGUGGAACGCUCCAAUUGCAGUUGCCGCAGCCAUGAGCAGGGCUUGCCAUUUGUUUGAAAACGUUCAGACAUCAAAAAGCAGCUUCCGAGCUUUGACUGCACCUACUAGUAGAUAUGCCCCAAAUUCCGAGCUUGAACACUUGAGUGACUUGGAUGGAAAAGCUUGAGAAACCUCAAUGACCUCUGGUAGGUUGGAGGCCAUUGCUCCAGCGUCAGGAGACGAAGGGCGUUCACCUGGAGCACAUUCCCGAGCUUUUCCGCUCCGAACGCCAGCGCCGAGCCCUGCUGCGCGCGGAGCAGCGUGCGGCGGAAAGCGCCGCGAGCUCUCCAGCGGCGCAGGCGUGAGGAGGUCAAAGCAACUCCUUUAGAUGCAGACCUUGCCUCCUCAUCCAGAUGACUUAGAAGGCUGGUUUGCAAUGAUGACCUGCGUUUGCUUUGGAGAUUUGGUAUGAAAGUUUUAUGCCGAGUAAGCGCGCCCAACGUAUUGGAUUUGCACAUGGUUGUCGUGCAGCCUUGCACGAAAGCCAGCAGCAAAGUGUGUUCGAUCCCAUGUUGAAAUGGAUCUGAGGCUUGCAGGGAUGACAUUUAGCAUGUCAUUCUUAACAGACUUAUGCUGCUGAUGCACUAGACACCACUGCUGUUGCAUGCUGCUGAUGCCCAAGAUGCGGAGAAACGCACUCCCAUCAUGCCACCUGCCAAAAGGCAUGGUCAAAGUUCAUUACUCGUAUAGCUGUAUUGUGAGAAGUUCUUAUUGCGGAGCUUGAGGGAGCUCUUCUGGCGCAGCCUGCUUUUGAGCAGAAAA